Molecule: messenger RNA, 1763 nt
Organism: Aspergillus heteromorphus CBS 117.55
Lineage: Eukaryota; Fungi; Ascomycota; Eurotiomycetes; Eurotiales; Aspergillaceae
Product: putative mitochondrial DnaJ chaperone (Mdj1)
Exons: 2
Coding region: 109-1572 (487 amino acids)
Biological process (GO): response to heat; protein refolding
Cellular component (GO): cytoplasm
Molecular function (GO): ATP binding; heat shock protein binding
Source: RefSeq, a predicted model, not a curated record
CUCGAAGGUCUCCUCCGCUUCGUUACAAAUCAACCUCGUCCCCUCAACUCUCGUCCCUCUGUGCGAUUGACUGUGCUUCGUUGAUCGGGUGCAACACCGCUUUUCACCAUGAGCGCCACCUCCGCCGCAAUGCCCAAAGCCGCGGCUCUUCCCGCUCGUCUACUGCGCACCUCGCGACAGUGCUCGAAGCAGAGUCCGGCCACCGGCUUUCGAUCUUCCACCCCAGUUCGGACGUACCAUGUGUCGACCUCUUCUUCGACCAGUCAGCGCCUGCGGGAUGGUGCUCGUAGCAAAAAGCACCCGGCACUGCUCUCCUCCAGGGUUUUUCAUACGACUGCCCCCCUUGGAGCUGUUGCGGAUCCGUACAAGGUCCUAGGUGUCGACAAGGGCGCCUCCGCUGGAGACAUCAAGAAGGCCUACUAUGGAAUGGCAAAGAAAUACCACCCGGAUACAAACAAGGACCCCAACGCCAAGGAAAAGUUCUCAGAGGCCCAAACGGCGUACGAGCUGCUCUCCGACCCCAAGAAGCGCGAGAACUACGACCGGUUCGGCUCGGCUGCUUUCGACCAGAACGGCGGCUUUGACCCCAGUGCCGGCGGCAACCCGUUUGCUGGCGCUGGAGGGUUCGGUGGCUUCGGCGGCUUCGGCGGCGGCGGUUUCCCUGGAGGAUUCUCCGCAGACAUCAACUUCGAGGAUCUGUUUGGAGCUUUCGCUGGCGGUGCCCGCCGCUCUGGUCGGGGACGCCGGGGCCCGUUCCAGGAGGUCUUGGUGGGCGAGGAUAUUGAGGUUCAGACCAACAUCUCUUUCAUGGACGCUGCGAAGGGUACCACGCAGGAUAUUGUUAUCACCCCUCUGAAAGAAUGCGGUACCUGCAGCGGUGACGGACUGAAGAAGGGCGCCAAACGCACCCAGUGCCGCCAGUGCAACGGCUCCGGAACCCGGGUACACUUCAUGCAGGGUGGAUUCCAGGUCGCCGCCACCUGCGAUGCCUGUGGUGGAGCAGGGCAGUCGGUCCCCAGAGGAUCCGAGUGUGGCUCGUGCAAGGGUAACGGAGUGGUCAGGGAUAUGAAGACUGUUAAGGUCGAUAUUCCUGGCGGUGUGGAGGAUGGCAUGCGCCUGAGAGUAUCCGGUGAGGGUGACGCCCCUCCCACCGGUACAGCGGCUGCCCCGGGAGCCCGGACACAGAAGGGUGAUCUGUACGUUUCGAUCCGGGUCUCUCCCGACCGCCGAUUUAGUCGUUCCGGCUCCGACAUUCUCUACACUGCCUCCCUUCCCCUCACCACCGCUCUGCUUGGUGGCGAAGUGACGGUCCCGACGUUGGAUGGCGAGGUCAAGGUCAAGGUCGGCACCGGUACCGGCACCGGCGAUCGCAUCACGCUGUCCGGCAUGGGUAUGAAGAAACUUGGUGCACGUUCCCGGGGCUUUGCCGCUACGGGUGAUUUGAAGGUCGAGUUCAAGGUUGCCAUGCCGAAGUAUUUGACCGGCAACCAGCGGACGAUCCUGGAGAUUCUUGCAGACGAGAUGGGCGACAAAACGGCUAAGCGCGUCAUGGACAUUCCCAAGGACGGGUGAGUAGGAAGGAAAUUCAAGUUCGGCCAGAUUUGACAGGUAAUCUAACAAUCUACAGUUCUCCCCCGUCCGGCUCAAGCGCGACCUCCUCUGACGCCUCGAAGAACGAAGGGUUCCUCAAAUCCGCUUGGCAUAAGCUCGUGAACCACAACAAACCCUCUGGAUCGGAAGCAUCGAAGAGCGACUCGAGCAAG